Pseudovirgaria hyperparasitica is the source of this 452-nucleotide messenger RNA. RefSeq lists its product as uncharacterized. The record is from RefSeq and is a predicted model, not a curated record. The transcript has a single exon. Bases 75 to 362 code for a protein of 95 amino acids. NCBI's taxonomy places the organism in Eukaryota, Fungi, Ascomycota, Dothideomycetes, Acrospermales, Acrospermaceae.
GCGUCCUCCUCUAUCCUAUCUCUCUCCAUUCCAAUUCCAUUCCAUUCCAUCCAUCUGACGUGGGUCUCGUGCCGAUGCAAGUUUUGUCGACGUGCGCGGGAACGAUGUGGGUGCCGGAUGCCACCAGCCGCCCAACCCUCUUUUGCCCACUUUACAAACGUUGUUGCUGCUGCUGCUGCGGCGGCUUCGGCCGUCCGCAGUCAAUACCUUACUUACCAUACCUGCUAGCUACUCAGCACUCAGUCAGCGGUAUUAAUGUCGCUGCGAACUUGGCAGCUGGCAGGCACCGGCUACACCUCAUUAGGCAAACACACUCCCCAGCAGCACCUCAAACAAUACAGAGAUGCAGCCAGCCCAAGUAGGUAAUACCGAUCCUCCGGCUCGAUUACGUACGUGGCUGUAAUUUUGACCCAUGUCGGAUACAGCAUCCACCCACCCAUCAGAUCCAUCUC